This is a messenger RNA of Phascolarctos cinereus (koala), 1418 nucleotides long. RefSeq names its product regulator of G protein signaling 2 (gene RGS2). Lineage: Eukaryota; Metazoa; Chordata; Mammalia; Diprotodontia; Phascolarctidae. The record is from RefSeq and is a predicted model, not a curated record.
CUGCGUCUUAUAAAGCCACGGCAGCUCCAGGAGGAGCCUGAAGAGGCGACUGCCGUCUACAAUCCAGUCCGUGGAUCUGUAUCAUGCAAAGUGCUAUGUUCCUGGCUUUCCAACCCAACUUCGGCUCCAUGGAGAAAAGUGCCAGCGGCUACCCAACGAGCGAAGAGAAGAGAGAAAAGAUGAAGCGGACUAUCAUAAAAGACUGGAAGACACGUUUAAGCUACUUCCUGCAAAACUCAUCUACACCUGGGAAACCUAAAGCCAACAAGAAAGGCAAACAGCAAGCUUUUAUUAGACCUUCUCCUGAAGAAGCACUCCUGUGGUCAGAAACUUUUGAUGAGCUUCUUGCCAAUAAAUAUGGUCUUGCUGCAUUUAGGGCUUUUUUAAAGUCCGAAUUUUGCGAAGAAAACAUAGAAUUCUGGCUGGCCUGUGAAGACUUCAAGAAAACCAAGUCUCCCCAAAAGCUGACCUCAAAGGCCCGAAAAAUUUAUACUGACUUCAUAGAAAAGGAGGCUCCAAAAGAGAUAAAUAUAGACUUUCAAACUAAAACCAUGAUCGCUCAGAAUAUUGAAGAGGCUACAACUGGUUGCUUCACUACAGCCCAGAAAAGAGUCUACAGUUUGAUGGAAAACAAUUCCUACCCCAGAUUUUUGGAGUCUGAAUUUUAUCAGGACUUGUGUAAAAAGCCACAGAUUACUAGAGAGCCUCAGGCUACAUGAAUGAGCAUGGGAAAUGAAGUAGGGCAACAGAAAGAACAUUUGACUUUUUCUUGCUAAGGAGGAAGGCCUGUGGCCCAUGAAACCUGAAAAAAAAAAACUGAUGGUCUAAAAGACAAGCAUCAAAUUGAGCCUGGGUAUUCAGGAAACAUCACACAGAAAUAUUGACUCUGCAAGUUGAAUUGCAUAAAAUGAAUAACAGUGACAGUAAUGGCAUAGGAGAAGGUACGUUUCUGAUUGUCUUGCAAGUGUUAUAUAUAGAAGACAGUGAAUCCAUUGUCUAAGUGCUGUGUGUUUUUAAUUCACACUGGAGAAGAUGAUAUUCCAGAGCAGAUGUAAGACUAUUCUUCUGAAAGAGCUGGGUUUUUUUAAUCAAAUAGACCUGGGGGAGAUUAAAAAAAGCCUUGAUUAAAUGGCUAUACAUCUCUUCCUAAACUAGUCCAUGUUACCACUAAGUGUCUGAUUGAAUGGUUUACUAUGUACAAAGAGGUAUGCAAGUCCAUAUGACCCAGUCAUUUGUGUUACUGUCCCUCAUCAUGGAGAGAAAGAAGUGGUCCAGGUACAUGUUGUCAUAUGUUGCAGGUUAAGGUUGUGUAGAACACUACCACGUUUGUGAAUGCCAAAAAAAGUCUUGAAAGGCAGCUAAACUUCAAUGAAGUGGUCUUUGAAUACUUGUUUUUAAUAAAUUUAUUUUGAUAUUUA